GAAGGGCAUACAGGCAGUGAUUGACAUGCUCUGACACUGUAAGGGAGGGAACGGUAGGUUGAGUCGGGCGACGAUUAGACAUAAUUUGGCCCAUAAUUUAUGUGCCCAAAUCUUCGCCAGGAAAUAAUUACCGAGUGCUCAGUCGAGUUGGCUAACGUCCUUAUACGUGUAGCCGUUGUCUCAUCGCUGCUUCCUCAACUGCCGUGUCACUGCAUGGGCACAAUGAACCCCGUCUGAUAACGACAGCCUACAAGGGCAUGAGUUAGCAAGGAGGCUAGGCGCUGUGAUGAGAGACCCAUAGAUGGCCAAUUUUCCACGCCCGUAGCACAAAUGGAUAUAUCCACGACGUGAUAAAGGAACAUGCUUAAGAAGAUCAUGUUGGUGUCUAAAAGGAGGCUUGGUGUCAACAAGCGCUUGAGACUAUUUCUGCUCCUGUCCUGUGUUCCCACCCUGGCAUUCUUCUUGUACGGCCAUGACGUUCUGAUAUUUUUGGGCCUGAGGGUCCGCGACACAGCCGGUAUAACAUGGAAGGACUCGUCAAUGAGGAACAUUUUGGUAAAUGACACAGUUUCCAAAGACUUGCAGAAACGAGUUCGUAUUCUAUGUGUUGUGCCUACCACUGUGAAGAACGAAGAUACCAAAGUGUAUGCAGUGAAUGCGACAUGGGGAUCGCGAUGCAACAAAAUACUGUUCGUGUUUGUUUACCACCAUUCAAGGUUCCAUCAUAUAUCACUCAACAUCUCGGAUGGUCGUUCGCACCUGACUGCCAAAACCAUGCAAGCAUAUAAAGCAGUGUACAAGCAAUACGGGGACUCUUACGACUGGAUUCUUAAAGCGGACGACGACAGCUUUAUUAUCAUGGAAAACCUACGUUUUCUGUUAUCCAAAUUUGACCCAAACGAUGCAGCGUACAUCGGAUACCAUUUCAAGGUGCUUGCUCACAAUGGCUACAUGAGUGGCGGUGGUAGUUAUGUGAUCAGCAAGGCUGCAUUGCGAUUGGUCGCUGAGAAAGGUUUCAGUGGGGGAUGCGCUACCGACGGUAAUGAUGAAGAUGUGGAUGUCGGACGCUGUAUGGAAAAGUUGGGCAUUAAAGCCUACGUUUCAUAUGACAAGUUUGGCAGAGACACCUUUCAUCCUCAAAGUAUUGAACAGCACCUGAUCGGCCCGUUACCUUGGUAUCUAAAGGACUAUCCUGCAUCACCAAUUCAAGCAGGUCCAGACUGCUGCAGCCAAUUUUCCAUCAGCUUCCACUACGUCUCGUCCCACAUGAUGUACAUCAUCGACUUCCUCCUCUACAGGGUCUCCAUCUAUGGGAACUACGACUUGCCAAAAGAACAACUUCAGGAUAUUUUCACAAAAAAGACCUCCAAGAUAAAACAUCAAACUGAAGACGAGGUGUUUCCUGUACGUCACUAUUUUGCUGCUCCAAACUUCGUGCCACAGGAGCAUCCGGAAUAUAACCACCAACGGACAUGAUCAACACACCCUGACCCCUCCCUACCCCACACACGCCUCCAGGAUAAUUGGAUUCAGGGUCAGAGUGUCCGCAGGGUCCGCAGGGUCCGCAGGGUCCGCAGUAUGUGAGUGGUCAUGCUCAUACAGAUUGUUGAUUGCAUGUCAUUGUACCUUGCUCAUAAUGUCAAUCACUGGUUUGUCUGGCAUAAAGUUGACCAUUUACAGGCCACUGUCUCAUGAUAUUGUGGAAUGUGGCUUUGAGAUAACAACAAACAACAGCAAAUGUUUGCAUUCACGAUUGAAAAGGGAAAAUGUAAUUUAGUCUAAUCCCAUCCCAAACCACCCAGCCCCAGCCCCAUCCCCCCACAAACCACCCCACUCUGUCCCAUCCCCUUUCACCCACCCCCACUCUGUCGCAGCCCCCUGC
This is a messenger RNA of Haliotis rufescens (red abalone), 1882 nucleotides long. RefSeq names its product glycoprotein-N-acetylgalactosamine 3-beta-galactosyltransferase 1-like. The transcript has 6 exons. Gene Ontology annotation, cellular component: membrane. Gene Ontology annotation, molecular function: N-acetylgalactosaminide beta-1,3-galactosyltransferase activity. The record is from RefSeq and is a predicted model, not a curated record. NCBI's taxonomy places the organism in Eukaryota, Metazoa, Mollusca, Gastropoda, Lepetellida, Haliotidae. Bases 361 to 1476 code for a protein of 371 amino acids.